AUCGCUGCCAUUCGUAUGGGUCGGUUGCACGAAUGUUUUCCUCCAAAGUUAAAGGGGAAAAUCAGGAGCAAAACCACAAACACACAAGAAAAAAUUAGCCAACCCCCACUGGGUGGAUUCUCAAGGAAGUUUUCAUGAAAUUCACAUGCAUCUAUUUGCUACUCUAAAACAAUUGUUUGACUCAUGCUAAAAUGCGUUUUGAAUAAGAAUUUGAGGAUUUUUCUGCAAAACGUAACUCUACCGGACAAUGCCAGAGGACUGGAAGCUUGCUAACAUAACGCCGCUCUUCAAGAAAGGGUCUAAAUUUAAUGCAGGGAAUCAGAUCGAGCGACAAAAUGGAAAAGGAUAACCAAGAUCAAUAUGUAAUUCACACAGGUGGUUGCCACUGUGGAACAGUUCGCUUUGAAGCUCAAGCUGCUUCCAAGUUAAAAAUCUAUGUUUGCAACUGCAGCAUUUGCGUCAAGAAACAAAUCAAAGCCUUUGUCGUUCCUGAUGAAAGAUUUAAAAUUUUAAGUGGAAGGGAUAAUUUGACUCUGUACACUUUUAAUACAGGAGCGGCUAAACACUACUUCUGUAAAACAUGUGGAGUGCAAAGUUUUUAUAAGCCUCGAUCGAAUCCAAAUGGAAUAAGUGUAAUGUUGUUCUGCAUUGACUCUAAGACUAUAGAAGGAGUAGAAGAGAUGAACUUCGAUGGUCAAAAUUGGGAAGAAGCGAUAAAUACCAGUAAACCAGCAUGCAGUUGAAGAAGAAAUUUGUUUCUUAAAACUUUUCACUUUUGUAUUUUUCAACUUUUAUUAUGAAAAACCUUUUGAACUGAAGAUAAUCUUGCUGAAAUUUUCAG
Molecule: messenger RNA, 841 nt
Organism: Uloborus diversus
Lineage: Eukaryota; Metazoa; Arthropoda; Arachnida; Araneae; Uloboridae
Product: centromere protein V-like
Exons: 6
Coding region: 309-743 (144 amino acids)
Molecular function (GO): carbon-sulfur lyase activity
Source: RefSeq, a predicted model, not a curated record